This is a messenger RNA of Hemisphaericaspora subhashii, 2001 nucleotides long. Its product is annotated as prp10. Bases 1 to 2001 code for a protein of 666 amino acids. The record is from RefSeq and is a predicted model, not a curated record. NCBI's taxonomy places the organism in Eukaryota, Fungi, Ascomycota, Pichiomycetes, Serinales, Debaryomycetaceae. Gene Ontology annotation, cellular component: U2-type prespliceosome; catalytic step 2 spliceosome; U2 snRNP. Gene Ontology annotation, molecular function: mRNA binding. The transcript has a single exon. Gene Ontology annotation, biological process: spliceosomal complex assembly.
AUGUUAGGUCAAGGAAAUGGUAGUUUUAUAUUGCCUUAUCUCUCGCAACUAAUUGAUGUCUUGAAACCAGGUAUAAGUGACGAAGCAUUACAAGUACGUACAGUCACUGCAUUAACAUUGGCUCAAUUGGCAGAGAAUGUUACUCCGUACGGUAUAGAUUCAUUCGAAUCGAUUUUGGAACCGGUAUGGUUUGGAAUUAGGAAACAUAGAGGAAAGAGUCUUGCGGCGUUUUUGAAAUGUAUUGGGUCGAUUAUUCCUUUGAUGGUACAUGAUGCUAACUAUGAAGAAUAUUCCAAUUAUUAUACGAAAGAAUUGAUGGUUAUUAUUUCCAGAGAGUUUAAUUCACCAGAUGAUGAUAUGAGAAAAACAAUAUUGAAGAUUAUGAUUGAUUUACCUCUUUCAACGAAGUUAAUCGAGAGCAAGAAAGUCAUUAAACCCUUUUUCAAUUCAUUUUGGAAUAGAAGGACUGCUUCGGAUACUGGAAGAAUCACGAAACUUGUAGUGGAAGCAACCAAUCAUUUAGCAUUAAGAUUUGAUUUCUUGGAUAUUUUGGAACAUGUUGUAUACUUUACCAAAGAUGAUAAUGAGCAACUUCGUAGACUUGCAAUCGAGACAAUCACGAAGAUGAUCUCAGGAAAUCCGGAGGAGUUAAUCGGACUAGAUUCACAAUUGGAGAUUAAAUUAGUGGAUGGGAUCUUAUUUGCAUUUCAAGAACAACAACAACAGAAUCGGAUUUAUUUAUUAUCUUUCCAGGCAUUGGCAAAGGCUUUGAAUAUAAGAUUAAAGCCCCAUUUGAAUUCAAUCAUAAGUACCAUUUUAUAUCGGAUGAAGAAUAAUAUCCGAGAAAUUAGACAACAAUCAAUUGAUCUAAUUACAAUUAUUGCCCCAGUUAUAAAACAAUGUUCCGAAUAUGAUUCUGACAAUUCUAUCUUGAAUAAGCUUAUCUUAAUCCUAUAUGAGUCUUUAGGAGAAGUAUACCCGGAUGUUCUCGGAAGUAUUAUCUUGGCAAUAUACGCAGCAAUCGAUUCCCUAGAUAAAGCAACAUUAUAUACAAUGACCAACCCAUCACUUAACCAAAUCUUACCCACGCUUACUCCAAUCCUCAAAAAUCGUCACGAAAAGGUACAAGAAGCAUGUAUAAAACUAAUCGGUCUAAUUGCAACCAAAAACCCCGAAACCAUUAACGCAAAAGAAUGGAUGAGAAUCAGUUUUGAACUAUUGGAAAUGUUAAAAUCCCAAAAACGUCGUAUCAGAAUCGCCGCCAAUGACACAUUUGGACAUAUUGCCAAAACCAUCGGUCCUCAAGAUGUGAUCGUCAUGUUGUUGAAUAAUCUCCGGGUUCAGGAAAGGCAAUUAAGAGUCUGUACUGCAGUCGCCAUGGGAAUAGUCGCCGAAACAUGUCGUCCAUUCACAGUUUUACCUGCAAUUAUGAAUGAAUACCGUAUCCCUGAGAAAAAUGUUCAGAAUGGGGUAUUGAAAGCUUUGAGUUUCUUAUUUGAAUAUUUGGACGGGACAAUGACUCGAGAUUAUUUGUUUGCGAUUACACCUUUGAUAGAAGAUGCAUUGGUUGAUCGGGAUCAAGUACAUCGACAGACAGCCGCUUCUGUUGUCAAGCGUAUAGCAAUCAAUUGUGUUGGAUUAAUUGAUAGUUAUGAUUAUUUUGAGGUGUUUGUACAUUUCUUAAAUUUGAUCCUUCCAAAUAUUUUCGAAACUUCACCGCAUGUGAUUGCGAGAAUUUUGGAUAGUGUGGAUUCCGUGAGAGUGGUGUUAGGAAAUGGGGUAUUUAUGAAUUACGUAUGGGCGGGUUUGUUUCAUCCAGCGAGAAAGGUAAGAGCGCCUUAUUGGAAAAUGUAUAAUAGCGCUUAUGUUCAUUGUAGCGAUGCAUUGGUGCCUUGCUAUCCUAGAAUCGACUUACAACCGGCGCAACUUUCGGUUGGCACACAAGAGGUACAAGAACAACGUGAUGAUUACAAGAUUGAAGAAUUGGAUUUAUUUUUAUAA